AUGUCAUAUUUAACUGGACAAGCGAACACUGAGCCCUCCAUUAGCAGGACUCCUGAGUACAUGGACUCUAAUGAACUGACAACCCACAGUGAUGUGAGACCUCUGGUGAUAGGUGUGAUCCUGAGCAUCGCCGCCUGCCUCAUCAUCUCCACCAACCUCCUAGUGGCAGCUGCUCUGCUUAAACUCCUCCUCAAGAAAUGCAGCCAGAGCUGGUGCUUUGUCCUCAACCUGGCACUGGCUGAUGCCCUGGUGGGCAUGGCCAUCACUGGCCUGGCCACAGAGAACUUCAACAACAACAACAACAACAACAACAACAAUCUCACUCAGGACCAGCAGAGCCACAUCACUGCUGAUCCUCCCACAAAUGCCAUGCCUCCUGCUCAGGGCAAGACCCGCUGUUUGAUGCAGAUGGCCUUUGUGACAUCGUCCACCACAGCAUCCAUCAUGUCUAUGUUCCUGAUCUCACUUGACCGUUAUGCAGCGAUCAAGAUGCCGCUGCGUUACUCCCUGCUGUCUGGAAAAGGGACAGCAGUCGGGUCUUUGCUGGCUCUGUGGAUCAGCUCUCUCAUUGUGGGAUUUUUGCCAGUCAUGGUGCGGCAGCUGCAGGCAGAGGGCUACAGUGGCUUCUGUGCCUUCUUCUCAGUCAUUCAAGAAGUGGGCAUCAUUGUCUUAUUCAGCAUAUUCUUCUUCCCUGUGCUGUCUGUGUUCAUCUACAUCUACCUGGACAUCCUGAAGAUAGCCUACAGCCACCAGAAGCAGAUUUGCCAAGUUAGGGAAGCAGGCUUCAGGACAGCUGAACACUAUGGCCAUCAGCAUUAUCAGCAUCACCACGAGCAUCAGCAGCUCAGGAGCGGUUAUAGGAGUCAUGUCAAGGCUCUGAGGACAGUGGCAGUGCUUGUGGGCUGCUUCUUAGUCCUCUGGUGCCCUUUCUUUGUGGUGUGCAUUGUGCAUAUUCUGUGUAAAAGCUGUGAACUCAAAGAUAUUUUGGAGAAUCACCUCUGGCUGCUGGGACUGUCUAACUCACUGAUCAACCCUUUAGUAUACGCCUUUUGGCAAAAGGAGGUGCGGCAGCAGUUAGCAGCCAUGUUUUCCUGCUUUGCACUGGUUGCUGGACCAUUAGGUGUUACAGAACCAUGUGACCCACAGCCACCUGUGCAGAAUCAAGCCUGUGUUUUUGGUGGAGACACCCUCAACCCUUCACUGCUGCGGCCAAUUAAUGAUGAAUCUCACGCUGUGCCACUAUCUGCUACAACUAGUUUGUAA
Monopterus albus (swamp eel) is the source of this 1263-nucleotide messenger RNA. It is a transcript of the gene gpr119, whose product is annotated as G protein-coupled receptor 119. The transcript has 2 exons. Gene Ontology annotation, molecular function: G protein-coupled receptor activity. The record is from RefSeq and is a predicted model, not a curated record. Gene Ontology annotation, biological process: G protein-coupled receptor signaling pathway. Bases 1 to 1263 code for a protein of 420 amino acids. Lineage: Eukaryota; Metazoa; Chordata; Actinopteri; Synbranchiformes; Synbranchidae. Gene Ontology annotation, cellular component: membrane.